AUGGAACAUUUAAAAACAUUACGUGUCAAGCGAGGUAGCUUAGAAGCGCGACUAGCAAAUUUUCAGAUAUACGUUGAAAAAUGCAUGACACAAAUCGAUUCAAUAGACGAUAGAGUCUUAAAAAACAGACUUUCGGAUAUUGAAAGCCUACUCGCGGAAUUUUCUGAGCUUCAGGUAGGCAUUGAAUGCUCGGUGAAAGAAGAAGACUUACAAGGCGAGUAUGACAAGCGCAAGGCAUUUGAAAACGACUUUUAUUCAAUUAUUUCAAAAGCGCAAGGUCUUGCCAAGGAAAAUAGUACAGAUAAUGUAGGUUCAGCUUUGGUUUCCAAUCCAGAAAAUAGCAGAUUCCCUAGCUCAUCAGAAGUACGAUUACCGGCCCUAAAUCUGCCAAUAUAUUCAGGAGAGGCAGGUGAAUGGCUCCAGUUUCGCGAUAGCUUUGAUAGCUUGAUAAAUAGCAACCUUUCCAUUAGCAAUGUACAGAAAUUUCACUAUCUAAAGAAUGCUUUGAAGGGUGAGGCAUUUGAAGUUAUCGCCAAUAUCCAGGUCACACAUGACAAUUUUCCGAUAGCUUGGGAUUUAUUGUGUGACCAAUAUACUGACAAGAGGGCAUUGUUGCAUGUACAUACCAAGGCUUUAUUCGAUAUCCAUCCUGUAAAAAAGGAAUCUUCAAAGAGUUUAAGCCACUUGGUAGAUCAUGUGAGGAUGCACUUAAGGUCUUUAAAGUCAUUAGGACAGCCUACAGAAUCAUGGGAUACUUUAAUUAUAUAUUUGGUAUUCACUAAACUUGAUCCAGUGACAAUUAGAGAAUGGGAAUCAAAGGAUUUCAUGAAUGAUACUCCUAAGUUGGAAGCUUUUCUCACAUUUUUGAAACAAAAGUCAAAAAUGCUCAAAAGAAUGGAGGAAAACCCUACAGAGGCAAAUUCAAGCCAAAACGUAAAGGGACAAACUUCUAAACCACCAGCAGAGUCUAGUAAUAGAUCUAAUUCUCAUGUUCAGAGAAGUUAUCACAUCUCAAAUCGUACUUGUGCAUCAUGCGAUGCUCCAAAUCACAAAAUUUAUACAUGUACAAAGUUUCUAAGGUUGUCUGUGCCUGAACGAACCGAUUUAGUCGAAAAAUCCAAUUUGUGCGUUAACUGUCUAAAUCGGGGGCAUCAGGUAAACAAUUGUAACUUUGGUCAUUGCAAAAAUUGUACUGUUAAGCAUCAUUCUCUGUUGCACGUUUCCGAACCUUCUACAUCUAACACCAAUACGCAACAGUCUCUAUUUACAUUUAAUUUAAGUUCAAAACAGGUACUUCUAUCCACUGUCUUGUUAGAGGUAGUUGAUUCAAAGGGAAAUCGUCAUGAUUGCAGAGCACUUUUAGAUCCAGGGAGCCAGUCUAAUUUCAUUAGUUCACAUUUAUGCCAUAAACUUGCACUACCAAGAAAGCCUACAAAUAUUACGAUUUCAGGGGCAUUCAAGGUGGAAUCCAAAAUUCAGGCUGUUUGUCAAAUUCAAAUUGUGUCUAAAAACACUCCAUUUACUGCUUCUUUAGUCUGUUUGGUAGCUCCAGAAAUAUGCGAUGUUGUACCCGAAGCUCCUAUUGAUCCAUUAUUCAGUAAAUACAGAACAUUUCAAGCGUCAGCUACAGUAUUUCUAGAUGAUGAACAUAUCAAUACAGGUGGAAUAUACUUUCAACAUGAUGGUGCUUCACCAUACUACAGACGCAUAGUUAGAGAUUUUUAUUCGACAAUUUUCCCAAUAGAUGGAUUGGUAGAGGAAAAAUAA
Molecule: messenger RNA, 1767 nt
Organism: Diabrotica virgifera virgifera (western corn rootworm)
Lineage: Eukaryota; Metazoa; Arthropoda; Insecta; Coleoptera; Chrysomelidae
Exons: 2
Coding region: 1-1767 (588 amino acids)
Source: RefSeq, a predicted model, not a curated record